Messenger RNA from Sinocyclocheilus rhinocerous, 652 nucleotides. RefSeq names its product single-stranded DNA cytosine deaminase-like. The transcript has 5 exons. Gene Ontology annotation, molecular function: RNA binding; zinc ion binding; cytidine deaminase activity. Gene Ontology annotation, biological process: cytidine to uridine editing. NCBI's taxonomy places the organism in Eukaryota, Metazoa, Chordata, Actinopteri, Cypriniformes, Cyprinidae. The record is from RefSeq and is a predicted model, not a curated record. Gene Ontology annotation, cellular component: cytoplasm; nucleus. Bases 1 to 633 code for a protein of 210 amino acids.
AUGAUCAGCAAGCUGGACAGUGUGCUCAUGACCCAGAAGAAAUUUAUCUUCCAUUAUAAAAAUGUGCGCUGGGCCCGAGGGAGACACGAGACAUACCUUUGUUUUGUAGUAAAGAGACGCACCGGCCCUGAUUCCCUCUCUUUUGACUUUGGACACCUGCGCAAUCGCUCCGGCUGCCAUGUAGAGCUACUCUUCCUACGUCACUUGGGUGCAUUGUGUCCAGGGCUGUGGGGAUCCAGUGUGGACGGUGCGAGAUUGUGUUACUCAGUGACCUGGUUCUGCUCCUGGUCGCCCUGCUCUAAAUGCGCUCAACAACUUGCCCACUUCCUGUCGCAGACACCCAAUCUCCGUCUGAGAAUCUUUGUGUCACGCCUUUACUUCUGUGAUGAAGAGGACAGCCAGGAGAGGGAAGGACUGCGACACCUGAAGAGGGCAGGAGUGCAGAUCUCUGUGAUGACUUAUAAAGACUAUUUCUACUGCUGGCAAACAUUUGUUGCACGGAGGGAGAGGAGCUUUAAAGCCUGGGAUGACCUUCACCAAAACUCUGUCCGACUCGUUCGAAAACUCAAUCGGAUCCUGCAGCCCUGCGAGACAGAGGAUCUGAGGGACGGUUUCACUCUCCUCGGGCUAUGAUCACAAAUAUGAGAUUCGC